Molecule: messenger RNA, 3175 nt
Organism: Helobdella robusta
Lineage: Eukaryota; Metazoa; Annelida; Clitellata; Rhynchobdellida; Glossiphoniidae
Exons: 16
Coding region: 8-3046 (1012 amino acids)
Source: RefSeq, a predicted model, not a curated record
AACAAUUAUGCAAAUAAAGUUUUACUCGCAAAAUAUAGUUGAUGUGGAAGUAAAAUUCUACAACUCAAACAACGAGCAAAUCUGGGAUAAAGUAGUCGUACAAAAUAAUCCCAACGGCUUCUUUGAUUACAGUACAUACUUUCCGGAUGUCAAUUCAAUUGAAUUAACAGUUAGCACGUCAGAUACAAGCCAGCGUGUUAGCAUCAGAGAUUUACAGAUAUGGACAUGCGCCGAAACAGUUACUACGAUUGUUAUUCCAACAACUACGCCACACGAACUUACAAUUCCUGGAGAGACCUUAACACCAGGACGAGUUGUCGAACCGUCCACACCACAGGGUUCGACUAAAUCUCUGAUCAUCGCGAACAAUACAACUCCUUUUCCUGGAAUGACCAGCAAACCAACCAUUUCUGAAGGUACAAAAACGACAAUUUGCAAAGUAACUAAUGCUCUAGAAUUACUCGGCAUGACCUUUACUGCUAAUCCUUCACUAGCGUCGAAUGAUUUGAAAAAUAUAAGCUUUGUUUCGAAGAAUGGAACAUCUGCUACAAUUGAAUUUUACUUGCCUAGCUUACAACAGUUAAUGAAUGUUGAGAUAGGAAUGUCAACCAACGUUGCUUCGAUGAACAUUUCAGUGUACUUGCCUGGUUUAAACGAACCAAUCAACAAAUUUUUUUUGGAAAUCACAAAAUCGACCUUUGAUAUUCCAACUCCAUCAAGUGGUAAUAGAGUGAAAUUUGAAUUUUCACCAAUAAUUGCUACUCAGCAGAUAACAAUUAAUGAUCUUUCAAUUUGGUCUUGCGGCGUCGUAGUAACAACCAUCGGUGGAACAACACAGUCCAAAGUUACAACUGUUGCUAGCACACCAACACACGAACUUACAAUUACUGAAGAGACCUUAACACCAGGAAUACUUUUCGAGCCGUCUACGCCACGAGAUAUGGAAAGUCCAUCGAAGUGUCAACUCAGUGAUUUGAUGAAAGAACAAACAGUUACUUCUGAAACCAACAUUGGUUUGAUGGCUGGAUCUUCUAAAAACACUUUUGUGUUUCCUGGUAGCAGUGGAGUUACGCAGAUAAAAAUAAUUGCAGAAACUACAAAAUUUGUACAAAAAGUUGUUUUUAAGUCAGAAAAUGUUCAGUCUGUUAAACUUGAAUAUAAAACACCGAAUGGUAACACUGUCGAUAUCAAUGAUGUCACCGUUCAUGAUGAUGGAAAUGUGCUCGUUACAUGUGAUUAUCCGAACGUUAAAACAAUAACGUUAGAUUUGACGGCCAAAAAACCCAAUGAAAGCUUUAAAAUUAACGAUUUAAAAAUUUUCAUAUGUGCCGAAGGAACGACUAUUCCUGCUUUAACUACUCAAGGUCCUGUUGUUACUCAAAAGCCAAAACUAUCAACAGCUGUUAGCCAAUGCUCGGUGAAUAAUCUAAUGAACGAACAGGCAACUCAAACUUCAACAAUGCCCGAUGCUGGCUAUGAUAAAUCGCGGCUCGAAUACGUUUUCCCAAGUGGCAGUGAAGUAAAUGUCAUUACCGUAACUGCCUCUAAUCCAAAAACAAUUAUGCAAAUAAAGUUUUACUCGCAAAAUAUAGUUGAUGUGGAAGUAAAAUUCUACAACUCAAACAACGAGCAAAUCUGGGAUAAAGUAGUCGUACAAAAUAAUCCCAACGGCUUCUUUGAUUACAGUACAUACUUUCCGGAUGUCAAUUCAAUUGAAUUAACAGUUAGCACGUCAGAUACAAGCCAGCGUGUUAGCAUCAGAGAUUUACAGAUAUGGACAUGCGCCGAAACAGUUACUACGAUUGUUAUUCCAACAACUACGCCACACGAACUUACAAUUACUGAAGAGACCUUAACACCAGGAAUACUUUUCGAGCCGUCUACGCCACGAGAUAUGGAAAGUCCAUCGAAGUGUCAACUCAGUGAUUUGAUGAAAGAACAAACAGUUACUUCUGAAACCAACAUUGGUUUGAUGGCUGGAUCUUCUAAAAACACUUUUGUGUUUCCUGGUAGCAGUGGAGUUACGCAGAUAAAAAUAAUUGCAGAAACUACAAAAUUUGUACAAAAAGUUGUUUUUAAGUCAGAAAAUGUUCAGUCUGUUAAACUUGAAUAUAAAACACCGAAUGGUAACACUGUCGAUAUCAAUGAUGUCACCGUUCAUGAUGAUGGAAAUGUGCUCGUUACAUGUGAUUAUCCGAACGUUAAAACAAUAACGUUAGAUUUGACGGCCAAAAAACCCAAUGAAAGCUUUAAAAUUAACGAUUUAAAAAUUUUAAUAUGUGCCGAAGGAACGACUAUUCCUGCUUUAACUACUCAAGGUCCUGUUGUUACUCAAAAGCCAAAACUAUCAACAGAAUUUUGCCAAGUGAAGAUCUUGUCGGAAAUCAGUACUUUCAUAUCGAAAAAGAAUGGAGCCGUUGGAUUCAUUGAAAAGGAUGGUGAACCUGGAGCCACGAGUGAUCAAGAAUACGUAUUCAACGGUGAUAGUAUCGAUAAAAACGCUCAAUUGAAGAACAGUACCUCAAACGAAGAGACGUGUCUGGUCUCGUACUGCGAUGCUGUGGGUAAUGAAGUCGUCUUUAACAGAAGCAGUGCCUGUCAAUGCGGACCUAAUGAAGCGCUGCAUGGUGACUAUCCCGAUUGUUGUUCGUGCGUCGGAAUUGGAACCACGACAAAAAAACCAGCAACAACAUUGCCAACUCCAACUGAAACAUGUUCUGUUGAGCACAAGUACGUCAACCUGAGCAUUCCACUGAAAGUUGGAAGCGUGUGCACGUCGAAUGAGGCCAUUUUGAUGUCGUCCUGCAGGGGAAGUUGUGGCGACAGUUUCGACGAGAGCGCCAUCUACUUGGAAGAGAGCUCUGCGGGAGGGGAUCCAUUCGUCCAUCAUGGAUUGUGCAAAUGCUGCAGAGGACUUACUGGAGAAUGGAAAUUAUUUGAUGUAAACUGUGGAUCAGAAAGUAAGCGAGUUAAGAUUUACGAAUACACAUCUUGCGGCUGCCAGGAAUGCGUGGCAGGAACCUUCACUUCUGGCUUGCCUUUUUAAAUGUUUAAUUUUGAACACUGCAUAUUUUGUUAAGCUUAUUUAUUCGAAAUUAAAAACUUCAAAAUCAUUAAUUGUUAUAUUAUUUACCAAUAAAUUGAUUUAAUAAAGUUUGUUUUCUGCAUUUCUUUA